Messenger RNA from Poecilia reticulata (guppy), 2186 nucleotides. Lineage: Eukaryota; Metazoa; Chordata; Actinopteri; Cyprinodontiformes; Poeciliidae. The record is from RefSeq and is a predicted model, not a curated record.
GAUUAUAAACCUCCACAUCCAGCGGGAGUUCUGCGGAUGUUUAAGCCAGAAUUCCGCUCCUGUUAUCGGGCGGAACUUCCCCGUUUCGCUCGGGAAACUGGUGAGGAAGACAGAAAGGUGAUGCCUUUAGGAAAAUAGGAGUUUUGAACUUGAUAAAGCUUCACUACUUCAGGGAAAUUUCACUUCUCACUGCUACAUGGCGAAGUUUCUGGCUGAAUUACUGGGAUGCGCACUUCCCAACAAGAGGACUCCUGCUCUGUUUGAGUGUCGCAGUCCGCCGCAUCUUGGACUCGGUCUUUCCUCCAGACAGCGGGACAACAUGCCGCAGACACCACCUUUCAAGGGGCAGCUGAACACCGGUGGCUACAACAACAAUUUGUACGACGAGACCAAGGAGGAAGUCUACACCGGCCUUUAUUAUCAUGACAACAACCUGGCGUCCGGCUCCCUGGAGGCCCUCAUUCACCACCUGGUGCCAACUGUGGACUAUUAUCCAGACAGGACCUAUGUCUUUACCUUCCUGCUCAGUUCUCGCCUCUUCAUCCACCCGUAUGAACUUAUGUCCAAAGUGUGCCACCUGUGCAUGGAGCAGCAGCGACUCAGUGAUCCUCAAGCAGAUAAGCUGAGACUCAGAAAGAUCACUCCAAAGAUUCUGCAGCUGCUGACGGAGUGGACGGAAACGUUUCCCUAUGACUUCAGGGAUGAGCGGAUGAUGCGCAGCCUGAAGGAGCUGACCCACCGGCUCGCCAGUGGAGACGAGGUGUACAAGAAGGCGGUGGGGCAGAUGAGCCAGGGUCUGAUCAGGAGGCUGACGGUGCUCAGCCAGUACGAGGAGGCGCUGGUGAAGGUCAACGCCACGGCGGCGGAGCGGCUGACGGCGCUGAAGGCCAAACCCCAGGCAGCGACCCAAAGAGACUUGCUCUCCAUUUGCAACGACCCCUUCACCGUCGCCCAGCAGCUCACACACAUAGAGCUGGAGAGACUGAGUUACAUCGGACCUGAAGAGUUUGUUCAGGCUUUCGUCCAUAAAGACCCUCUGGACAAUGACAAGAGCUGCUUCAGUGAUCGCAAGAAGGCCAGCAACCUGGAAGCCUACGUGGACUGGUUCAACAGACUCAGUUAUAUGGUGGCCACAGAGAUUUGUUUGCCUGUGAAGAAGAAGCACCGAGCUCGAGUCAUCGAGUUCUUCAUCGACGUGGCACGUGAAUGCUUCAACAUCGGCAACUUUAACUCCCUCAUGGCCAUCAUAUCUGGGAUGAACAUGAGCCCCGUGUCCCGGCUGAAGAAAACCUGGAGUAAAGUCAAAACGGCCAAGUUCGACAUUUUAGAGCAUCAGAUGGAUCCGUCAAGCAACUUCUACAACUACAGAACAGCGCUGAGAGGCGCCACGCAGAGGUCCAUCACGGCCAACAGCAGCAGAGAGAAGAUCGUCAUCCCGUUCUUCAGCCUGCUCAUUAAAGACAUCUACUUUCUCAACGAGGGAUGCGCCAGCCGGCUGCAGAACGGCCUCAUCAACUUCAAGAAAUUCUGGGAACUCGCCAAACAAGUGAGUGAGUUCAUGACCUGGAAGCAAGUGGAGUGUCCGUUUGAGAAGGACCGCAAGAUCCUGCAGUACCUGCUGACCGCGCCUGUGUUUACUGAAGAUGCUCUGUAUCUGGCAUCGUACGAGAGCGAAGGUCCCGAGAACAACAUGGAGAAGGACAGAUGGAAGUCUCUGAGAGCCACUCUGCUGAGCAGAGUUUAAAGCUGAAGGAAGACAAACCCAACAGGCGGGACGCACUCUGUCCACUCUGCUGUUGUCCAAGCAAAGUAUCCCAAUCUCCGAAGGGAAACGACAAUCUCUCCUCAGACUGUGGAGGACUUUGAAUGUUCCCCUCCCCAGCACUGAGCUGUGCUUACGACCCUGCGUCCUCCAUGCUGUAUAUUUGAAGACAGCUGUUUUUCAUCUCUUUGUAUGACUUUAUAGUCGUUUUGUUAAAGACACACUACAGACCUUCAGGGUGAAAAAGAAGGUUUAUCUUUCUGUGUGCAGGUUGGGGCUUGUUGCGCCCCCUGCUGUUUUAAUACUUUUAAUAUUGCGUUAGCUGCUGGUCAGCUAGCAACACAGAUACGCUACACACCUUCUGGUUCCUGAUGCCAGCAUUCUCUGCACAGAGAAGCCAAACCUUAAUGCUGUAGUUCACUAA